CUCAGACCGGACUGUUGCUCCGAAGUGAGUGGAGGUCGUUUCUUCAGCACGCUCGUCAGUUUGAAAAAAGACUGCGUGGAUCGAGGAGGGCGAGCGAGUGUGCGGUGUCGAGAAGAAUCGUUGUAUUGAAUAAACUCAACUGGCCGUCGUUGCGACAACACGUUGUUACUCGUACCGUCACCUUCGCUUCACGGGAAUAAUAAACGUACAUAUACAUUCUCAUUAAUCGAGUUUUGCGACUUGUAGUUGAACCGUCGUGCGGAAACUACUGUUUCUUUUGUUUCGAACUUGUUGCGAUUGUGAUUACGGCGGUUUGUUAUAAAACGUACUACGUUCCUGUACUUACAUACAAACUUCGUUUUUAAAGUGCUUCAUCGUUCGUGGGAAAACAUUCGUCGAUAAGGAGAAGCGAUUGUUUUUAAGACAUACAUGUUCUUAAAUCGUUCUACGUCGCUAUUGAUAACUCGAUGUCGUGAUCUUUAACAUAAACACACAUGUAUAAAAUAUAAAGCCCCAGUGAAGUGUAUAAUUAUUAUUAUUAUUAUUAUUGAUUAUCGGUGCAGCGUUGUUUUUACUCUAAAAACUGUACUUGGAUUCGGCUGCAGUGAUUAUUGUUGUUUCUGUGAACCGGGGUUGUUCUUCCUCCGAAGUCGCAGAGCUACGACUACGUAUAAACACAAGUGAGAAUACGAGUAAGGAGUAGAAGAAGAACACGAGUGUCUUACUUACUACUCUAAAGUUGCUUUGGUGCGUGAUAACCGUCGUACAAACCGAUUCGCGAGACGGUCACUCGUUGUAUUUACUACUCGGAGUCACUGUGCGGUCAUUGAAAACAUUCGAAGACGCGUCGAUUAAGCAAUUCCUCUCUGUUGGCAACAACCACGCGGGACGCGUUACGCUACCUCGGAUUCAAAACAAAGGAAAGCAGGCAGAUGACCGUUACCGGUUGCAGAUUAUAACUGGUAUAUAGUAAAUUGGAAAGAAAAUUAACCGAGUCUCUGUACUCGAGUUACUGACGCGUGUAACGUGUCAUCGGCGUCAACAACGAAACUAUCCUUAGUAGUGCCGAUGUUUCGGUUUCGAGCAAUGAUCGCGGGAUCCGGCGCGUAGCGGAUCGAGCGCGUCGCUAACUGUUUGGGGGUUGGAAACGCGCGGCGUUAGGAGGCACAACGAUAAUUGACCCCCGCUAGUUGACACAAAAGGCGGCAAGCUGUACGGACACAGGGAGGACGACAUGCUGACGAUGGAGACGGACCUCAAGGGCGGCAGCCUUCACGGGCAAAUGCCUCCGCACCCUCACCAGGGCGUCUCGCCGAUGGGUCACCACACCGGGGUGUCGCCCUACGGAGCCCUCGGCUCUAUCGUCCACAGCCCAGCGCUGUCGGGCAGCCCUCCGACCGCCGGAGGCCUCGGGGGCCUUGGACUACAGCACCAUCAUCAGGCCCCGUCGCACCAUUACGCGGCGAUGCAGUCCCAGCAACAGCAGCAGCAACAGCAGCAGCAGCAACAACAGCAGCAGCAGCAGAGCAUGCAUGCGUUGGCGAGUCAGCAAUCGGCGGCUCAGCAACAGCAACAACAGCAGGCGGCUCAGCAUCACGCGCAUCAGCAACAACCGCCGCAGCACCAGCCGCCCAAUAACAACAACAACACGAGCAAGAACAACAACAUCGAUCGGGUAAAGCGGCCGAUGAACGCGUUCAUGGUCUGGUCGAGGGGUCAGCGGAGAAAAAUGGCUCAGGAGAACCCGAAGAUGCAUAAUUCGGAGAUAUCGAAGCGGCUCGGGGCCGAGUGGAAGCUGCUUAGCGAGACCGAGAAGCGGCCGUUCAUCGACGAGGCGAAACGGCUAAGGGCCGUCCACAUGAAGGAGCAUCCCGACUACAAGUACCGACCCCGCAGGAAGACAAAGACCCUUCUUAAGAAGGACAAGUUCCCGAUGGGCGGCGGCGUCGCCGGGGUCGGCGGCAUGCUCGGCGUCGAUCAGAGGAACGUCGCCGCCGGUGGUGGGCAGCAGCCCCAACUCCCACGGGACGUGUACCAAAUGCCAAACGGCUACAUGCCCAAUGGAUACAUGAUGCACGACCCGACGGCGGCCUACCAGCAGCAUCCCUACGGCGGGCACAUGGGCGCCGCGGCCGGCUAUCCCAGGUACGACAUGGGGCAUCACAUGGGGGGCGGGAGUCCCAGUCCCAUAAACAGCUACAUGAACGGGUACGGAGGGUACGGCGGGACCACCGUUCCCGGGGGCUCGCCCUCGCCCUACCACCAGCCCCAACCCGGGUCGCAAAUGUCGAGCCACAGCCCGUCGGGAAGCAGCAUCAAGUCCGAACCCACAAGCCCCGCAAGCGGCGGCAUCCACACGCCGACGCCGACCGGACCCUCGUCCACCGGGGCCCCCGUCAAGCGGGAGUACAUGGGCCAGCAACAGGCCCCUCAGCCUCAGGGCGACCUACGGCAGAUGAUAUCCAUGUAUCUGCCACAGAGCGCGGAACAGGGUGUCCCUCAGCACGGUGGAAGCGUUUACUCGCCCGGACCAUCGCCCGAUCCCCUGGUCCAGCACCAUUCGGGCGUACCGCCGCUAACUCACAUAUAUAACGCUGAGAAACUAGACGAGACGUAUCAGAGCCGAGUCCGAUUCUUCCGAUUGACGAAUACUUACGAAGACGAACGGGUACGUCGGGGACAGACGACGGCGAGCGGUCCAGAGUAGGAGCUAAUUAUCACACCGAGCACAACCAAUGAGCUAACCACAGAAAAACUACCCUCGUAGGUUAGCUUAGAGAGGAUGGAUUAGCGAGCGAGCGAGCGAGCGAGUGAGUGAGGCCGAAGCCCAGACAAGGUGUGGGGGCUGCGGGACCAAAGACGAAAUGACCAAAAAUCGAGGCGACGAGGUCAGAAGCGUUUCCACGAACCACCUUCUUCGGAGAAGAUAACCAUUAAGAGUGUUGCGUUGUUUUCGAGGAAUGCCGGCCGCACUUGGGUCGAAAACACGGUUCGACAGGCAUGACGACAUGACAGGCCGUCAACGGGGGGACGCUUGUGAUCUUGUAAACGAAAAUGCUCCCUCGGCCCCCACAUUUUACCUUUUUCCAUAACAUACAUCACUCCGUAUCACAAAACAACCGACUAUAUAUAUAUAUAUAUAUCUAUAAAAACAACAACAACAACAAUAAGAACAAGAACACAAACGUUGAACAAAAAACCGUGUCGAAAUUUCACUGGAAUGCAAGGAUGUAACGUUUACAUAACGUCGUACGUGUCGUUGUCAUUAUACAUAUAUAUAUAUGU
This is a messenger RNA of Diprion similis, 3285 nucleotides long. RefSeq names its product transcription factor SOX-2 (gene SoxN). Gene Ontology annotation, molecular function: DNA-binding transcription factor activity, RNA polymerase II-specific; RNA polymerase II cis-regulatory region sequence-specific DNA binding. Lineage: Eukaryota; Metazoa; Arthropoda; Insecta; Hymenoptera; Diprionidae. The record is from RefSeq and is a predicted model, not a curated record. Gene Ontology annotation, biological process: anatomical structure morphogenesis; regulation of DNA-templated transcription; cell differentiation. The transcript has 2 exons. The coding region runs from base 1235 to 2707 and encodes 490 amino acids.